Oncorhynchus mykiss (rainbow trout) is the source of this 6209-nucleotide messenger RNA. RefSeq names its product non-homologous end joining factor IFFO1. The record is from RefSeq and is a predicted model, not a curated record. Lineage: Eukaryota; Metazoa; Chordata; Actinopteri; Salmoniformes; Salmonidae.
GCUUCCCAGCUCUCCAAUUCUUGCAGCACUUGUUGUGUCUUGUGGCCACUUUGGAGCCAGAUAAGCGUUAACGGAAGACACUGGAUUUAUUUUUAAUACAUUAGAGAUUUGCAGCAUUUAACAGUACUUUCUCUCAUAUAGGCUGUAUACCAAAACAUUACUUUUCUGAAAUACAUUUGAGUGUUGUCGCCUGCGCAUAGCCGUCGGACCGGCCUAUUCGGCAUUGUUUUUUGGGGCGACCGUUAUCCAGCAACAGAGCCAGACAGGAAGAUCGAGGGAACUUAUUCCACGAGCCUCUUUAGACCGACCGGAGAUAAAUCGAGGAAACAUUCGUAAUUAAACAGUUACGUAACCUGGUAUAGGUGGAACGUCACGGAUACGUCUGGUAUCCAACAACAAGUCAACUUUCAGCCUGUCAUUAUUUUAUUUUUGUGAUUUUUUUUUUACGGAGAAAAUUACCGUCCGUGUUCAUGCCAGAUCUGCAGCGCUUUAGUUUUCCAUACCAUAGUAUGAAUCCUUUGUUAGAGGCGAACUCGCUUCUCCAACAUCAACAGCAGCAGAACCAAGGAGGACCGAGUCAUCCGGAUUCCCCCUCAGGCCUUCUACCCGAAGCCGUCUUCUGCUCGCCCGACCCGACAUCUUUCUUCCUGGGCGACCAUCCCGGACUGGGCUCGGAGUCUCUGCCAGGGUUCGAUUUCACCACACCCUCACAAGCUUACCUGCAUCUAAACCACUCUUAUCACCGGUCUGUGCCCCAACGUCCUGCAGCGAUGGCCCUGAGGAACGACCUGGGCUCCAAUAUCAGUGUCCUAAAGACUCUGAACUUACGGUUCCGAUGCUUUCUGGCCAAAGUGCAUGAACUUGAGCGAAGGAAUAAGAUUUUGGAGAAACAACUACAACAGGCGUUGGAUGCGAAGAACAGCUGUGAUGGAAGUUGUUCUGAAAGCGCUAGACGGGCCCAUACCCAAGAAACAGGUGUACAGACCGGGUUUGUGGGAACUAUCCCGCUCAGGCCCGGGUCACUCCCGUUCCAAAACACCAAUAACUCUGCGAGACGACCCACUACCCUCUUCACACCUGCCCUCAACACUGUCCUCACGCUUGAGUCCAAGAACAAAGCUGAAACAAACCCCACCGAACCGAAUCAUAAUCCGACCAUCACGGUAAGCCUAUCAACCCCGACAAUCGACUCUCCAGCCGGGUCCAAUUCAAUCACCAACGGGAAAACGGUUUUCAGUACUGGCACUGGAACCCCCACCAACCCGCCUCCCCGGUUCCUCCCCGGUACUAUCUGGUCCUACAACCAUACCCGCAAGCUUGCUUCUGGCGUGGAGACGCGCGUCACCAGCCCCGGUGUGUCCUGGGUCCAGCCGGACGGGGUCGGGGUCCAGAUUGAUACCAUUACCCCGGAGAUCAGAGCCCUGUACAACGUCCUGGCCAAAGUCAAGAGGGAGAGAGACGAGUACAAACGCAGGUGGGAGGAGGAGUACACUGUCAGAGUGGACAUGCAGCAGAAGAUGGAAGACCUACAGGAGGACCUCCAGGAGAGCGAGGGCUGUCAGGAUGAGUUGGCUGUCAGAGUGCAGCAGCUGAAGUCUGAACUGGUGCUCUUCAAAGGCCUCAUGAGCAACAACAUGUCUGAUCUGGACAGUAAGAUCCAGGAGAAGGCCAUGAAGGUGGACAUGGACAUCUGUAGACGCAUCGACAUCACGGCUCGCCUGUGUGACGUGGCCCAGCAGAGGAACUGUGAGGAUGUCAUCCAGAUGUAUCAGGUCCCUAACACCCAGUCUGCCAUCAACUGUCGCCCUCGGAAACAGACCCCGCUGUCCGUCAACAGUAGUGAGGGUGAUGAGACUAUCAGCACCUCGGAGAGCGAUGGGGGCCUGCCCAGAGAGGAGGAGCUCUGUGGCUCGUCAGCCAAUCAGAUCAACGAGGAGAUGCAGAGGAUGCUCAACCAGCUGCGGGAGUGUGAGUUUGAAGAUGACUGUGACAGCUUGGCCUGGGAGGAGACAGAGGAGACUCUGCUGCUGUGGGAGGACUUCCCAGGAUGCACUCUGGCUCCAGAGACCACCCACCAGCCAGGAGAGCAGGAAGACCAGUGUCUGGAGAAGGUGAUUAACGACACUGAGGACUUAUUCAAAUCCAGGGAGAAAGAAUACCAAGAGACCAUCGACCAGAUUGAGUAUGACUUGGCUACAGCUAAGAGUGAUAUGAACCGUCACCUACAUGAAUAUAUGGAGAUGUGUUCUAUGAAGAGAGGCCUGGAUGUGCAGAUGGAGACCUGCAGGAGACUCAUCACCCAGAGUGGGGACAGUAAGCCUGGCUCUCCUAUGGCUGGUGAGGAGAGCGUUGACCAGGCUAAGAAGGAAGGGACAACAGCGUCGCCUCUUCUCUCCAACUCUCCUCCCAGAUCAUGACCUAUCAAGACAACCUCCAUCACAUGACCUUCAUACCAUCCAAACACUGUACCACGCAACACUCUACCGUCACUAUAGCAACGCCAUGUUUACAUUCUAAACACUAGAUGCUUAUUAGUCUAUUUUUAAUUUUCUUCAUGCUAUCUUCAUUCACAUACCUCAAAAUAGGAAAGUUGCAGAUCUAUCUGUUUUUAGCUACGGUGUAGUGUUGUGUGUUUCCAACAGCUUUUAGUCCCCUCUACUGGAAAGUGGUAUUACUAGCACCAUGGAAGUCUGUACAUAAGAAUCCACUGUUUAGCAGAGCAAAGGUAACGAGGUAAUGGAUUGAAAUACACAACUUGAAUUGAGAAUACCUCAUAGCAACGUAUGAGCAAUAUUUGAAUGAACUCAUAUGAGUUGUAGGCUAGCGUGUACUCUUAAGGUAGUUGUUGGUACUACAGAGAACCAUGGUAUUAACUCCUAUAGCAUGAUCCAUUUCCACACAGCCAUAAUGAUAAACACACCACACACCAAUACAUUCAUGAUAGGCUAGCAUAGCAGAUCAUUCUAACAGUGUGCUGUCCUGUUGCAACAUUGAGGGUUGUUUUCAGACUCCGUCAAACUCACCUAGAUGUAUAACACAGUAAAUAUAAGCCUUAGGGUGUGUUCGUAAAUUCACUCUGGAGUGCCAGAGUGCGCUCUGUGCAUUCGUAAAUUCAACGCUUUGUCAGAUUGUCCGUUGGUAAAUUCGUCGUGUUUCGCUCUUGGAGCGUCCAGAGCGCACGCUGGACGCUCCGGCCGAGGAGUAGGGUUGAUCCGAGCCUUCUGACCUCACAACGGCAGUCAAGCACCCAAGCUAACUGGCUAACGUUGGCUAGCUUGCUAGCUACUUCCAGACAAAAAUGAGAGCACCUCACUCUGACCAUUUUACUCACCCUAGCAGAGCUGGUUUGGCUGUUUACAUGUUAUCCAGAGCGCUGGUGACUAACUGUGAUGCUGGCAACAAUUUAAUUCAGCUUUUUGCCGAUGUUUACUGACACCGGCCCUCUUCAACGGGUGUUGAGCGCUGGUAAAGUCAUCAGUUAUUCUGCGCUCUGGCACACUCAGAUGAGAGUGCUUUGAAAUCGGAGUCGAUAGCCAGAGAACACUUACGCACGCACCCUUAAACAAAGCAAAGCCCAGUUGGCAAGAGAGAACAACUCCAGAUGUAUCACUUUAUUAGCAACCAAACAGAAAUAUACUGUACUGUAUCAUAGUUAUUCAAACGGACUAAAAUAAUAUCAAAUCACUCAUUUUAUCAAGACAUCUACACUUCAUUCAUAGGUAUCGAUGAAAACUAGAAAAAGUCCAAUCGUACACUAAACUCUAAGAUGCCACCAGAUGGCAUCAGAUGGCGUCACUGAUGUCCCCUGUGUGUGAUUCUGCACUCAUGAGUCACAUUUUGAAACAAAAGCCUGCCCGUCUCUCUGCCCUUUUGUUGACACCAGACAGGUUGUCAUGGUAACAUUAUUUUACCGUCCUGUUUCACUUACCUGGUAUUUACCAAGGAAUUAUUGGAUAACAUUGUGUAACAUUGUAUUCUUUCUUUAACACAACUGGUAACUAACUACCUGGUACUAAAUGUUACAUAGUGGUGCUUGUUUCACUGAAUCCCAAAGAACCCCAAAAGUAGUUUUAUUGUAAUUAUAAUGUAAUACCAUUUUACUGUGUCGAGUAAAGUAAAUAGGAGACUGUAACCAGAGUUAACAAGAGGAGAGAGGGGGGAGAGCAAGAGCAGAGUUUUUUGUUUUAGAAUGCAGCCGUAGCCUAGGGUUUCCACUAGAUAACACAGCCACAAAAUCAAAAUAGGCUAUAUCGAAGGUUAGCAGUGUGGUUAAGUUUAGGGUCAGAUUUUAAGAAGAUAAAUUGUAGAAAUAGACAGGGUUUAUGACUUUGUGGUUGUGUAAACUAGUGAUGACCAUAGCCUAGCCUGGUUCCAGAUCUGUAUAUGUGCUUUAGUCAACUCCUCUAACUAUCGUUGUCAUGCCAUAUGCUUUUCUAUGUGACUCCAGAGAGGUCAUCUCUGCCACUGAUCCACUUCUAUCAGGGACUUUGACUUUUGUCAUGGCAUCUAUGGUGAAAUAAGUUCGCUAGAGCACAUACUGAUCUGGUACCAGGCUAGUCAUAGGCUCUGUGUCGGCCCUAUAUGUGGUAGUGCAGUGUGAAUAGUGUAAAUACUCUGUUAAAGCUGAUCUGAGGGCAGCUCUGGGGCCUUGCCCUGCUCUCUGUGUCUCUCUGUCACUGACACAGGGAGAGGGAUACAUAUGACAAAGGGCAUUGACACCCAAGUGUUAUUAUACCUACGAGCUGUCUAAUGUAUACUAAUGUUUUGUUUAGUUUCCAGCAGCAGAGAGCAGAGAAAGCCCUGCUACUCUGUCCUCUAGCAGGGAGAUGGGUAGGCUAGCAGGGAGAUGGGUAGGCUAGCUAUGAUAAGUUAGAUAGGCGAGCUCUAUGUAUCUGUUCUGUGCUCUCUAUUUCUAUGUCUGGUCUGGUUGGUAAGGACUCAAUGCAUCAGUAGUAUUGUAUCAGAGAAACGGAAGAUUGAUGAACAGGCUAUAAAAGACAGAAUGUCCACAGAUGAACAAAUAGACAGACAGACAGACAGAUAGAUAGAUGGACAGAUUAAUGAAUAGAUGGAUAGAUUGAUGACCUGCUGAGAUAAUUUGUGUUUGCUACUUGAGUGCCAAAGCAACUGAAAACAAGCAAUCUGAAUGAACUUUGAGAAAUAUUGCUGAAACAUUGUUAUAGAAGUACUAAAUACUGAUGCUGAAAAGCUAUCUGACACGGUGCUUGAUAUGAUCUAACCUAUUUUUGAGCUUAAAAGUUAGCCGUUUAUAAAGAAAGAGCAAAGCAAAUAUGUAUAUUCAAUAAUACAGCAGUAACAGCAAUAAUACGAGUAUUAUAUGUAACAGAAAAGUAAUAAUGACAUGUACAGAUGUAGGAUCUUAAUUUGAUCACCUUUGUUGCCGAGAAUUUUCCUGUUCUAAAAGGGCUUCUAAAGUUUGUAAUUUCCACUUUGAAAUUUCAGACUUGAUUUUCCCUAAUGAAAAAUGCAUCAACCCAUACAAAAAUGGCCAUUAAUUAUAAUCCACAAAAUAAAUCACAUUUCCUGUUGCUGCAGAAUUUUGUCCUAGCUUAAAUUAAGAUUCUACAUCUGUAAUAAGUCAAACUCGUACACGUCACGAAUGUAAACAAUUACUGAGGAAAACUUGUUUUAUUUUCUCCACUUGUCAUCUAUUUGUAGAUGGGGUGAAAUCGCUACAGCUGAGGAGUAGAUUUCCCCUAUGUUAAUUCAACAUACACAAUGUUAUUAUUCAGUAGAAUGUAGAUGUACAAUACAUUUUUGUUUGUCUUCAUUGACAUUGAAAGAUGCUUGACUUUGAAUACAAAACCUCAGAUAAACAAUAUUUAACUCAAUAAUAGAACACAAGGAUUCCUUCACAAACACUAUAUCUUUAUCAACAACCAAAUGGAGUCCAUUUCAUUUGUGUUUUUCUUUUUCUUGUUUGAUGAGGAAGUUGUUGAAACAGGUGCAGGCUGCUGGUCACACCUCAAUAUUGUAGAAGGGUUUCCAAGGCUUUCUCUGAACGAUUAUAUACGUUGUGAAUAACAGGUUUUGGAACCAUGAUUAAAUGAUAUGCAUGUCUUAAGCUACAGUUGAAGUUGGAAGUUUAUAUACACUUAGAUUGGAGUAAUUAAAACUAAUUUUUCAACCACUCCACAGAUUUCUUGUUAACAAACUAUAGUUUUGGCAAGUCGAUUAGGACAUCUACU